AGCUCUGUAACCUAAUCCGGAAGUUUUUGAAUUAACAGAGUUAACAGCAACACCUGUUGGGCUCUAGCUUGUUUGAAGUAGGCUAACUUAAAUCAUCAUGGUUUUGAUAUUUGGUGCUCUACUUCUUCCCGUGUAUUUGACAGUUGUUAUCUCGAGUGAGGUUCGUUGGCUGCCAUGCGAGUUUAUUGAACAACAUGCUGUGAUCGUCGAGGAACUAUUUCAAGGGAAGAAGAUUAAUGUAUCGGUAACAAAAUAUCAACUUCGAGAUGCUGGACUGCAGUUUGGCAAGCCCGGAGACCGUCCAGUGCAUUCGGAGUUAAUAACCUUCCUUGUUACAGCCUCUAAGGUGGACAUGCAGUGGUACCUUAAAGAUGGAUUGGACACUCUUCAAUGCGAGUUGCGUCGGUACCGCACGGGCGCUUCGCCGGUACGCUGGCCCAGCAUGGGAGCCCAGGAGCGCGACAACUGGUUUACCUGCACACUGCGCCACACAGAGGGGCUCUUCGUUAUCACUUAUUUCCUCAGACACAGUCCCAUUGCUCCCAAUGUUGUGCAGCCAGACUUCCAGCAGUGGGUUCCAGUUGCAGAUAGAGACACAAUCACCACCUCAGCUGUAAUGAUGGUAUUGACCCAUACCCCCUCUCUGGAGGUCGGCCUGAUGAAGGAACAGAGCCUGAACUGUGAGUUUGCUGUAGACCACAAGUCGGCCCACCUCACUGUGGAGUGGCACCUGCAGCGCAAAGGCCAGCACUCAAAGCUCUUCAGCUACUCCAGCCGCACGGGCCAGACUGAGGGCAGUGGUGUGUCUGUGAAGGCCAUCGCCAGGGGAGACGCGUCGCUCAAGAUCCCCCUUACAAGGGAAACCAGUGAGGGCACCUACGUCUGCUCUGUGCACGUACCUCCACUCUCCGGCGGCCACAGCAUGGACCUGCACAUCAUGGCCCUGCCUCCCCAUGUGUCCCUGAAUGUGAACUCUGAGGUGUCUCUGUCUGAGGGGGAGUUGCAGAGGGUGAAUUGUGAAGCAAAAGACUACUACCCCCUGGAUGUGCACAUGGAGUGGUUGAAGGAGUCUCUUACCCCGGGAGCAAGCCAUACACCCGAGGUGCUGAAGGUCGUCAAGUUCUCCGACCACCGCCACAACCCGGACGGCACCUACACCCUCACUGCCUAUUUCCUGCUCAAGCCCACACUCCGGGACUCUGGGUAUCGCUACACGUGCAGAGUGUCUCACGAUGCCCUGCGAAUGCCCAUCCGGAAGAGCUUCACCCUCAGUGUCACGGAGAAGGAUUCACAUCUGUGGUACCUACCUCCUUUUCUGGCUAUGAUUGGAAUCCUGGCUUUGCUGCAGUCCAAACUACGCAAACAGCUUCCUGUUUUACUUUAAUUUAUUUUCUGACGGUUUUCAGUACAAUAGGUUUAUUUUACGCAUUGCAUGUUCAGCAAUGUACUAACAUAUUAUAACUUUGCUACCGGUGUUCUCAUGAUAACGUCGCUAACGUUAUCAUCAAUGUUACUGUCCUCAAGAACCGCUUAUGUGGAAGAUGCCAGCGCAAUAGUCAGAGAGGUCAUUUGACUAACCAAAAAGACUGGCCCUUUACCAGAACAGGUAUUCAGGACUGAAUCCAUCGCUAUCUGGGGUCCACCAAGAGUUGCCUAUCUGCGAGUUGGAUUUCUAGCGUCUACUCCAGGCUGCUCUGACCAGACGGCCCAGACUUCAGAUCUGUGUUUCCAGAGCUCUACAGAUGGCCAAAGGACUGUUCUGGUGCCUCUCACACCUACGGCAUGAGAGGCACCAUUGUCCAUGGACUUGACUUUGUUUGUUUUCUUUAUCUACGUCUUUGAGUAAAACACUUGGAAUGGUCUCUUGUGCUAGAAAUGUUUAGGCAUACUUUACUUUUACCUUACCUAUGCUCCACAGACUACCAACUAAUUCACUGGGUUGGUCUGUUCAAAGACACUAUAUGCACUGAUUCACACAGUACUGUUGUCUAUGGACAUUUUUCACUUGGUUAAAUUUAACCAACUGGACUAACACAGUGAUUUGUAUUUUUUACUGUUUUAUUAUAUUUAAUAUUAUUAAUUAUUAAUAUUUUACUGUGUGUUAUGUCAUGCGUGUUCUAUGUACCAAAGAUUUAUAGGCGUCUUUCGCUGCUCCGUCUGGCAUGCUGCCGGGGCGCUUUUAGGUGUUCUCACUUUUUAUUUUAUCUUGGCUUCACGGAAAAUGAGGACUAGGCUACUCAAUGAACUUCCAAAAUAAUGAAUGAAUGAAUGUAACUAAAAUGUUGUUUUAUGGACUGAGAAAUAUACUCUGCUCAUUCUUAUCAUGAUGCAUCAUCUUUUUCUUCUGACUAGGAUGUCUGGCCUUCCCUAGAACCAUAUGGCAGUCUAAAAGUAGAUAUUUUUUAUAUAUAUAUAGAAUCAUUCCCAUGCUUCAACCUUUUCAGCAGUUUUCUAUGUACACCUUGAGGGAAAAUGACAAAGAAGGAAUUCAAUAUUUUGCCAUUGCUUUGACAGUUGUAUUUUUUUGUAAGAACUUUAACCUUUUGGACACUUCUGCAAGAAUAUAACCUAUAAUUUGAUACUUCCAUUUCCAUAA
Sardina pilchardus (European sardine) is the source of this 2596-nucleotide messenger RNA. Its product is annotated as tapasin-related protein-like. NCBI's taxonomy places the organism in Eukaryota, Metazoa, Chordata, Actinopteri, Clupeiformes, Clupeidae. The record is from RefSeq and is a predicted model, not a curated record. Bases 98 to 1384 code for a protein of 428 amino acids. The transcript is spliced from 6 exons.